This is a messenger RNA of Solanum dulcamara, 835 nucleotides long. RefSeq lists its product as uncharacterized. NCBI's taxonomy places the organism in Eukaryota, Viridiplantae, Streptophyta, Magnoliopsida, Solanales, Solanaceae. The transcript has 3 exons. Bases 166 to 513 code for a protein of 115 amino acids. The record is from RefSeq and is a predicted model, not a curated record. Gene Ontology annotation, molecular function: phenylpyruvate tautomerase activity.
AACUAUUAAUUUGCUAUUUAAAAAAUGCCACUGGGCUAAAAUCUAAAAAUAAGAGAGAAGUUCCUUUUUCACCUUCAACAAUAUCUAUAAACUGAUUAUUCUUUAACGGUAAACCACCCAUUCCCUUACCCAACUAUUUUAGUGUUUUUGGAAUAGAAGAGAAGAAUGCCAACUCUGAAUCUGUUCACAAAUUUACCAGUAGAUGCAGUAGUUGCUUCUGAUAUUCUAAAAGAUGCUACUAAAGCUGUUGCAAAAAUCAUAGGCAAACCAGAAUCAUAUGUGAUGAUCUUGUUGAAUGGAGGAGUUCCUAUUGCGUUUGCUGGUACCGAAGCUCCUGCUGCAUAUGGAGAAUUAAUCUCCAUUGGAGGUCUUGGACCUAGUGUGAAUGGAAAACUCAGUUCAACCAUUGCAGAAAUUCUUCAGACAAAACUGUCAAUAGACAGUGACAGAUUCUAUAUAAAGUUUUAUGAUUCUCCGCGCCCAUAUUUUGGGUUCAAUGGCUCAACUUUUUGAUGAACCUGCUGAAAAAUAACUGCUCUGGAGAAGGAACUUCUUGGUAGAGCAGUGGCUUAAGACUUCAUCUGCUCUCAGCUGCACCCGUUUCACGAAAGAAGUAACCCUUCUGACGUGUUCGAUGGUGAUGCUUUUGUACAAGUUCUGUACAACUUGAUUGCAGGUUUCGUAGCGAUAAGAAAUAGAAAAUUGUAAUGCAUAUUUCAGGAUUAACAAAUGCCCAGCAUAGGGCUAAUUUUCCAAAUUUAGUGUUUGUGUUUUCUUCUACUUAAAACUGAAGUCAUUCUUAAAUAGGAUUAUAUUAUGUUUUUAUACAAGUCAA